Triticum aestivum (bread wheat) is the source of this 5771-nucleotide messenger RNA. RefSeq lists its product as uncharacterized. The transcript is spliced from 4 exons. Bases 212 to 1354 code for a protein of 380 amino acids. Lineage: Eukaryota; Viridiplantae; Streptophyta; Magnoliopsida; Poales; Poaceae. The record is from RefSeq and is a predicted model, not a curated record.
CCCAUUGUUUACUGGCGUCCACAAAUAAUAGUGGUUCUCUUCGGCAGGUGCUAGGCGGCUCCCCCUUGCGCCCAAGGCAAUCCUGAUCCGCCUCCAAGGUGUCCCGUCCCCCUCGCGAUUUCUUCUAGUAUCUGAAUCAGAUCUCUCUGCGUCCAGAUCCAUCUCAGUUUACCACUUCCUUGCAUUACUUGUGGUAAGUCGAGAUCCAUCCAUGGAAGAACUGAUGAAGGAAGCACACGCCCUGUUCUGCGGUGGCUGGGGUGUAAAAGAGUCUCAGGUUUUCAUGAGCACGCUCCAACAUCUAUUAACGGCGGCGACCCAGACCGACGACCCUGACGCCGCAAAGACGAGGUGCUGGGCGACUCCCCAGCGCUGGCUACUCACGCUAGACACGACUUCGCUGCGCGCCGCGCUGUGGAACCCCUCGACCAAGAAGAAGGUCGACCUCCCAUCAAUGGACAAGGACUUACCCCAGAACUGCAAGUGCCUGCUGUCGCGCGAGCCCGAUUCUCGGGCGGGCUGCGUGGUGCUGGUCGUCGACGACGACGAGCCAGUGAUCUGGUUCUGCCGCGUCGGAGGCGCGCAAUGGAGCAGGCAUGAGUACGACAUCACCGUCGAAAAGCCACGGGGUUCUCAUGCCGUCGUCCUGCUGAAAGACGAAGAUGAACUCGCGCGCUUCUCUCGUGACGGAGAAACAGUGCCAUCGGUAUUCGUCCUGGAGAAACACAACUGGACAGGAGUAAGAGUAUCGUCGAGUAGUGGUAAUCCCGGCGGCAGCCGUUCGGAGAGGCUCCAGAUACGGAGCAUCGCCGCCGUCGACGGCAGGUUCUACUUCGACGUGUCCGCCUCGAAGCUCGGCGUCCUCGACUUCCUCCCGGGCCCGGUGUUCACCACGCUCGACACGGAGCGACUACGAGUCGAGCGGAGCUGCUGGGAGCUGGCCUUCUCCCACCUGGUGGAAUCCCGAGGGAGGCUCUACCUGCUGGCUAUGACCGGGAGUGCUCUGUCCAGCAUGGAACUCUACGAGAUGGAUUUCUCCAAGCUCGCGUGGUCACCGGUGGAUCGCGUCUACGAUCAGGUCUUCUUCCUGGGCAGGCUGCGUUUCACGGCGUCGUGCUCUGCGUGGGAGCUUGGUCUGACGCGGGCGAGGCUUGCCUGCUCUGCGAAAAUGCUCCCAUCCGUGCUCCGUGGCAAAGCAGUAGCUCCUCCACGGCCGGCGAACACCGCGAUGUUGAUCUGCUUGCUUGUCGGAGCGGGAGGGUUUGCUCCAUGCUCGUCCCAUGGCGGCGCUCGUGAGCGAACUGCGCACCAACCCUGCGGCCACGACGUCCCUCGCCCCGCGCGGCGCUCGUAGGCGAGCUGCGCGCCGUUCCUGAGGCCGCACCCUCCGUCGCCCGGCGCGGCGCUCGGUGGCGAGCUGCGCGCCGUUCCUGAGGCCGCAGCCUCCGUCGCUCGGCGCUUCGCUCGUUGUCGACCUGCGCGCUGUUCCUGAGGUUGCAGCCUCCCGUCGCCGGGCGCGGCGCUCGUCGGCGAGCUGCGCGCCGUUCCUUCUCGGCGGUCACCUUCGUGGCCCUGUUUGUGGCGUUUGUCGCGCCCCAGCUACUGAGCUUCGUCCAGCACGUACCAUAACAUGGCUGCGAAGACUUGCCGUGGUUGAAGUGGAGCAUUUAAUGCUGGGUGUCUUAUCAUCAUACCAAUGGGGUGCUGUAGUGAGGCAUUCGGAGUUGGGUGUCCUGUCAUCGUACCAACGGAUGGCUGCAGUGAGGCAUUUGGAGCUUGGUUCAUCGUACCAAUGGACGACUGCAGUGAGGCAUUCAGAGCUGGGUGUCCUCUCAUUGUACCAAUGGUUGGUUGCAGCGAGAAAUUUGGAGCUGGGUGUCCUCUCAUCGUACCAAGAGACGGCAAUAGUGAGGCAUCCAGAGCUGAGUUGCAUUGUUCUGAAUAGGUAUACACGUGAUUUGUCGGAACUCCCAAAUGAUCCUGUGAGUAGUAGUACCAAAGGUUAGUGUCCAUAAAUCUUUAAAACGAUAAAACUAAAAUCUGAGUGUAGGUAGCUUAUACCAUUAAGCUAUUGUAAUGUUGCAAUUCAGCUGGCAAUCUUUGGUCUUGUCCAUACAUCGCCAUAGGAUUUAGGAUUGGGUUGUACUGUGGUAGAUAUGCAGGCAUUUGAUUCGUAAAAACCUUCGAAUGACCCUAUAAAACAUGGUGUGAUAAAUCUUGUAUAACUUAAGUUUUUAUGUCAGAUCAAGUGUGAAUUUAUUUAUACCAUUGAGGUGCCAUGAGGUUGUAGUGCUACAGGAUUAUCUACUUUCCUUUUCCUCUUUGAUUUUGCUUUCUCUAAGCCACCAAUAGGUCUACUUGCUCCUUGAAUAGUCUUCUCCUUCAACUUGAUACCUUUUGGCUUAGCAAGCCCCUUAUUUUGUUUUGAACUUGUACAUGAGUUAAUGUUUGGUUCUGCAAAUAUAUAUUUAAAUAAAAUUCAAGUUUGAUAACAUUAUAAAACUACACACCCAUAUUAGCGGGUCUACUUGACCCUCGAACAGUCUUGUUUUUAACCUUGUUACCUGUUGGAUUGGCAAAUCCCUCAUUUUGUUCUGAACUUGUAGACGGGUUAAUGUUCGGGUCUGCAACUAUAAAAGCAAACAUAGGUUAGUUUGAUGAGAUCAUAAAACUAAACUUACAGACCUUGUGCCAAGGGAGUUACAUAUAUCUGGAUGUCUGUUUGAUCCUCGAGCCGUCUUCUCCUUGACCUUCAUUCCUUUUGGCUUGGUAGGCCUCUCAUUUUGUUUUGAACUUGUAGUCGUGAUAUUGUUUGAGUCUCCAACUAUAAAAGUAAAUAUAAAUUUAAGCUUGAUGAGAGCAUAAAACUGAAUGUACAUACCUUGUGAACAAACAGAGUUACCUGUAUCCGGAUCAGAUCUAUGUUUUAGACAUUUCUCCACCUCUUCUGCUAAUUUCUCUGCAUAAUUAGCAGCCAUCAAGUAUGACUCUUCAGACUCUGCGGCUCGAGCAGCUAUUUGGAUAAACAUUCUGCACAACUCUUUAUAGCGUUUUGUCAGUAUUGUUUUGCGGUCUUCAUGCAGGUUGCAGUUGCUUGUUAUAUCCAAAACUUUUGCAUCAAUUGUCCAUCUUUUCAAGAUGUACUGUUGAGGGAUGUGCUUGAUAUUAUUAAUGUCAAGUACCUUCAAGGAAUGAGAGCAAAGAAUUCCAGCAAAUUCAAACUUCUUGCAACUGCAAUUGACCUUUUCUUCUUUUGGAAAAAAUUUAACAACAUGAUCACGCUCUGUACCAUGAAAUUUUACUUUGUAAACCUUCUCCUCGGUGUCACUGUCAUCACAAAGGAAUGUAUCAUAGUUUAAGGUCCGAAGCACUUGUUCCUGAAACAUCUUGAAUAUUGGUGGAGUAUAUGUAGUUGAUGCUUGCCUUAACAUAUAGCUUUCUGCCUUCAGCUUAGGAGUACUUUGUGUUGCUUUGAAGUCACAUCUCACCUCUUCAAAUCUUUUAUCUACAACUAGACGUUCGAAAUGCUCAAAAAAGUAAGCAUGGCAUACUUAGAACUAAUGUAACGUUUUAGUUCGUUGUUCAUGCUUUCACUCCUUUGGGUACUGCUCAUGUGUGCAGAGAAAGUAUUCCUGCCAUAUACUAGGGCCAAAUGCUCCCUUUUCUCAAAUAACCUUUGGAGCCAUGCAUUGUCCCGGAGUCCAUACUUGUCAAGCAUUUCAUUCCAUGCACUUAUAAAUUCAUCUUCCUCCUCAAUAUCAUAGAUACAAUGCUGAAAAUCAGCAUUGAACUUCUUGUAAUCUGUAACAACUCCACCAAGAUGUUUGAUAGCAUUUUGAUUCAUAUGCCACACACAAAGUCUAUGGUGAGAGUGAGGCAGGACUGAACGGAUCGCCUUAGCCAUUGCCGCAUCUUCGUCAGUCAGAAUUGUAUGUGGAUGCUUUCCAGACAUUACUGUUAAAAAUGUUCUAAAAAGCCAAGCAAAACUUUCUGAUGUUUCAUCAUAGAGAAGUGCAGCACCAAACACAAUUGUUUUCUUGUGAUUAUUUACACCAACAAUUAAACCAAACGGACGCCCAUCGUCUAGUUUCCUGUAUGUGGUGUCAAAACAUAUGACAUCACCAAAUAAUGCAUAGUCUGAGACCAUUUUGGAGUCCGUCCAAAAUAUAUUAGUUAUCAAAUCAUCCUCAUCAACUUGAAUUGAAUAAAAAAAGAGUGCUGCUACACAGACGACGCUGCAUAGCCGAUUUUGGGACGACACUGUCAAUCAAACCAUCCAUGCAGAGGAUAAACUGUAGCACAACCAUUGGAUGUAGUGUCGUCUCCAAAUCGGCCAGCGUGUGUCGUUUGCUAAGUAGUUUCGAUAAAAAAACUUGACAUCUUCUGAAACCUUCUUCUCCAUAUAUUCUAACACUCCACCAGUGUCACCCACCUUUGCUUUUAGUGUUCUCUUUGAGUACAAACGAUUUUUCAUGUCUGUGCUUAUAAAGCCAAGGUUUUCAGGUCCACAUGCCUCUUUCGUCAUUAGAUCAAUAGUUGCUUUAUUUGAAAUGCCCACUGACUUUGCGACCUCAGCAUUGGCUAGUUGAGCUUCAGUUACUUUCCUGUGUGAUCUUAAGUAUUGCGACAUAUUUCCAGUAGCAAGACUAUGGUUGUGGGCUUCCUUAAAUUCGUAUACAUAAUAAAUCCCAUUAUUAAGACUUAUCUUCAUACGUGCAUCACAACCACAUCGUGUCUCAGGCCUACUAUAACUGAAUUUCUCCUCUCUUUUAUCUUCCGCACGAACUCCUAUUAGUUCAAGUAUUUUUCUUAGUCCCAUCUAAAAAUGCAUAUGACCAGAACAAGUUAGAACUAGUCCAUACCUUGACGAGAACAUGUGAAUGUCCGUUGUUGUAUUGUACUAGAAUUUUUUUACUUUAUGUUGAUUGCCUCUUCGGAUGCUAAAACCCAUGGAAUAAGCAUACUUGUUAUAGAAGGAAUAAGCUUCUUCUUCAGAUAAAAACCGCAUGCCAAGCUUUGGCACCCCUUUUUCAAUUUGCUCUGUUGCAUUGCUAGCUGUAGUUUCUUCGAAUCCCUGUUUAAAUUAGUAGUCACUUUAGCAAUUGGUUCAAAUACAAGGAAAAGGAGAAGAAACCUAUCUGUGUUGUAAAUCAACAAAUAACCUUGCUAUGUCUAUUUAUUUUGAUUUCACGAUGGAAUGAAAAGGAGUAGGCAUUCCCAACUAAUCAGAGGUAUGUCUUUGCCCCUUGAGCCAUUACAUUUCUCUUAUAUGUCUUUUCCCCUUGAGCCAUUACAUUUCUCUUAUAUGUCCAGCAUCAUUGUCAGUUUUCAUUUAUAUAUACCCAUCAGUAAUACAACUUUGUAUUGUGUAAUCUGUGCAAGACAUAUUGUUAACUGGAUAUUACGCACAGGGAGUACGAAAUAUUCGCUUCUGUUGUAUAGGUUUAUUUUGCUAUGCCCUACCAGUGACAACAAUCACAAAAACCUGAAAGCCAUAGAUCCGUAAAUUGCAGGACUGGGAGAAGAUAUUGGAUCAGAGAGAAGGAAGAACGCAAUGGAAGACAUAGCUUACAUUUGGGGGAUCUGAUUCCUCAUUGGUCCCGGCAAGAAUUGGUGAAGACGCCAUCAAGUUCCUCGUAUCCCUCUGUUGGAUCUAUAUUUGUAGAUAGAUUUGAUGGAGGUGUAUGAUGUGGUUUGUUUGGAGUAACUGUGUACGGGAAAAGUUCACCACCAAUGUUUUGGCGCGCAAGAGUGAUUUAUUUCCCUCCAAA